Messenger RNA from Symbiodinium necroappetens, 335 nucleotides. The record is from the annotation of a GenBank genome assembly. Lineage: Eukaryota; Dinophyceae; Suessiales; Symbiodiniaceae.
GUUUCAUUCCCUUCCUCGACCUCCUUUCGGUGACCUUCCCACCUGCGGCUGGCAUCAUCUGUUGCGAGUACCUCGUGGUCAAGGGUUUCCGAUCGCAGCUGGACGAGACGCGGGCUUCUGGGACGAUGCCGGAGACAGCUCCGGUGUGUGUCCCGGCCUCACUGGUGGCAUGGUUGGCAGCAGCGCUUCUGGGACACUUCUUGCCAUGGGGCAUGCCUUACCUCUACUCCCUGUUCGGCGCAGCACUCUUCUAUGGCCUGUUGAGCAUCACAGGCUUGCGUCCGAGCUAUGGCAGCAUGAAAAUUGGAAGCGCCAGAAGCUCUACGAAACUUUAA